GCUCGUCGGGCGGCGCAGCUCACGUGACCGCGCUCCGGGCCUGCGGCCGCUGUCGGUUCCCCCAGUCACCGAGCGAGAGGGAAGAAACAAGAUGGCGGCUGCAGGCGAUCCGGAGCGGGGCCCCGGCAAUUCGGACUGAGCCUUCUCUCUCCACCCCGCCGCUGCCGGGCCGCGCCCCUCCCGCCCGGGCCCCGGCGCCCUCCCCUCCCCCUCGGCCCGGCGCCCCCCGGCGCCCCUCCCCCCACUCCUUCCGCUCCCCCCCCCCCCCCGGCCGCGGCUCCGACAUGAGGGGCCGGCGGGGCAGGCCGCCCAAGCAGCCCGCGGCUCCCGCUGCGGAGCGCUGCGCCCCGGCCCCGCCGCCGCCGCCACCGCCGCCGCCGCCGCCGCCGCCGCCGCCCGCGUCCGGACCCAUCGGGGGGCUGCGCUCGCGGCACCGCGGCAGCAGUCGGGGCAGGUGGGCCGCCGCCCAGGCUGAGGUGGCGCCCAAGACGCGGCUGAGCUCGCCCAGGGGGGGCGGCCGCAGGAAGCCACCGCCGCCGCCACCGCCGGCCUCCGCCAGCAGCGCCAGCGGCCCGGGCCGGGGGGGCCGAGGAGGCGGGGGCGGCAGGACGGGGGGCGGGGGCGGCCACCUGGCCCGGACCACCCCGGCCCGCCGCGCCGUCAACAAAGUGGUGUACGAUGACCACGAGAGCGACGACGACGACGAGGAGGAGGACAUGGUCUCGGAGGAGGACGAGGAGGAGGAAGAGGACGGCGACGCCGAGGAGACCCAGGAUUCUGAGGACGACGAGGAGGAUGACAUGGAGGAGGACGACGAUGACUCCGAUUACCCGGAGGAGAUGGAAGACGACGACGACGACGCCAGUUACUGCACGGAAAGCAGCUUCAGGAGCCACAGCACCUACAGCAGCACUCCAGGUAGGCGAAAACCAAGAGUACACCGGCCUCGCUCUCCAAUAUUAGAAGAAAAGGACAUCCCACCCCUGGAGUUCCCCAAGUCCUCUGAGGAUUUAAUGGUGCCUAAUGAGCAUAUAAUGAAUGUCAUUGCCAUUUAUGAGGUGGUGCGGAACUUUGGCAAUGUUUUACGGUUGUCCCCUUUUUGCUUUGAGGACUUCUGUGCAGCUCUGGUGAGCCAAGAGCAGUGCACACUCAUGGCAGAGAUGCACGUGGCACUUCUGAAAGCAGUUCUUCGCGAAGAGGACACAUCUAACACCACCUUCGGCCCUGCGGAUCUGAAAGACAGCGUGAAUUCCACCCUGUACUUCAUCGACGGGAUGACGUGGCCGGAGGUCCUGAGGGUCUACUGUGAGAGUGAUAAGGAGUAUCAUCAUGUUCUUCCUUACCAGGAGGCAGAGGACUAUCCGUAUGGACCAGUGGAGAACAAAAUCAAAGUUCUCCAAUUUCUAGUUGAUCAGUUCCUUACGACCAAUAUUGCUCGUGAGGAGCUGAUGUCUGAAGGGGUGAUCCAGUACGAUGACCACUGUAGGGUCUGUCACAAACUGGGAGAUUUGCUUUGCUGUGAGACAUGCUCAGCUGUGUACCAUUUAGAAUGUGUGAAGCCACCUCUUGAAGAGGUGCCAGAGGACGAGUGGCAGUGUGAAGUCUGUGUAGCACACAAGGUGCCUGGGGUGACUGACUGUGUUGCUGAAGUCCAAAAGAAUAAACCAUAUGUUCGACAUGAACCUAUUGGGUAUGACAGAAGCCGGAGGAAAUACUGGUUCUUAAACCGAAGACUCAUAAUAGAAGAAGACACAGAAAAUGAAAAUGAAAAGAAAGUCUGGUACUAUAGUACAAAGGUCCAGCUUGCAGAAUUAAUAGACUGUCUAGACAAAGACUACUGGGAAGCAGAAUUGUGCAGAGUUCUAGAAGAGACUCGAGAGGAGAUGCACCAGCACAUGGCCAUCACGGAAGACCUGACCAACAAAGCUCGGGGCACCAACAAAUCCUUUCUAGCAGCAGCUAAUGAAGAAAUUUUGGACUCCUUAAGAAUCAAAAGAGGGGACGAUAUUGAUUGUGAUCAGAGCCCAGAAGACACAGAAAAAGACAAGGAUGAGGUGGAGAGUGGCAGCUCCAGAGAUGCGGAGAAGAACAGAGAGGGUUCAGGAGACCAGUCCCUCGAGAAGGGCAGUGGCGACACAGCCUUGGGUGAAGAGCCUGGGCAAGGAAAAACUGAGGAGCCAACAGAAGUUGGGGAUAGAGGUAACUCUGUGCCAGAAAAUCUUGGUGACAACACAACUAAUGCUUCUUCAGAAGAGACUAGUCCCUGUGAAGGGAGGAGCCCCGAGGGCUGUCUCUCAGAAACCCAUGAUAGCAGCAACAUGGCAGAGAAGAAGGUGGCACCUGAGCUCCCCCCGGACGUACCAGAAGACUCUAACAAGACAUGUGACAGCAGUAACACUAGUGCCACCACUACCUCCAUCCAGCCUAAUCUGGAAAACAGUAACAGCAGCAGUGAACUCAGUUCUUCCCAGAGUGACUGUGCUAAGGCAGCAGAUGACCCUGACGCUGCAGAGGGAGACUCCCACACACCUGUCUCUGCUCAAGAAGAGACAGGUGACUUCCGAUUGGAGAAGUCUAAUGGAGAGAUGGCUGAGUCCCCUGGAGCUGGGAGAGGAACGUCCGGCUCUACUCGAAUCAUCACCAGAUUGCGAAAUCCGGAGAGCAAACUUAGUCAGCUGAAGAGUCAGCAGGUGGCAGCGGCGGCCCAUGAAGCAAAUAAGUUGUUUAAGGAGGGCAAAGAGGUGUUGGUAGUUAACUCCCAAGGAGAAGUUUCGAGGCUGAGCACCAGAAAGGAAGUGGUCAUGAAAGGGAACAUCAACAAUUAUUUUAAGCUGGGACAGGAAGGGAAGUACCGAGUCUACCACAAUCAGUACUCCACCAAUUCGUUUGCCCUGAAUAAGCACCAGCACCGGGAGGAUCAUGACAAGAGGAGGCACCUCGCGCAUAAAUUCUGCCUCACUCCAGCCGGGGAGUUCAAAUGGAAUGGAUCUGUUCAUGGCUCCAAAGUCCUUACCAUAUCUACGCUGAGACUCACCAUCACGCAGUUGGAAAGCAACAUCCCUUCUUCCUUUCUUCAUCCCAACUGGGCUUCUCACAGGGCUAAUUGGAUCAAAGCUGUUCAGAUGUGUAGUAAGCCCAGAGAGUUUGCCUUGGCUCUUGCAAUUUUGGAGUGUGCAGUUAAGCCUGUUGUGAUGCUGCCAAUAUGGCGAGAAUCUCUAGGACACACCAGAUUACACAGAAUGACAUCAAUUGAAAGGGAAGAAAAGGAGAAAGUUAAAAAAAAGGAGAAAAAGCAAGAGGAGGAGGAGACAAUGCAGCAGGCCACGUGGGUAAAAUACACGUUUCCAGUGAAACAUCAGGUUUGGAAACAAAAAGGAGAGGAAUACAGGGUGACAGGGUACGGCGGCUGGAGCUGGGUCAGCAAAACACAUGUUUAUAGGUUUCUUCCCAAAUUACCCGGCAAUACUAAUGUGAACUACAGGAAGCCAUUUGAUGGAGCUAAAAAUACUACAGAUGAAAAUAAGGAUGAAUCAGAUAAAAGAAAAAGUCCACGAAGUCCAAAAAAAAUCAAGACAGAGUGUGAUUCGGAGAAAGGGGAAGCAAAAGGUGCAGACGCUGCCGCAGGAGCAGAGGAGAGCGCCAUGGAGCUGUCCAAGGUGGCUGAGAAGAAGGGGCAAGAUAUGAAAGAAGUUUCAGAUUCUGAUCAUGACAAAUCCUUCAAGGAAGAACCGAUGGAGGUAGAUGAUCACGUGAGAACAGAGUCACACAUAAACUGUCAGGAGAACACUCAAGUGGAUGUGGUCAAUGUCAGUGAGGGCUUCCAUCUAAGGACUAGUUACAAAAAGAAAACGAAGUCCUCCAAGCUGGAUGGGCUCCUGGAAAGGCGGAUUCGACAGUUCACACUGGAAGAGAAGCAGCGCCUUGAAAAACUGAAGCUUGAGAGCGGGGUGAAGGGAGUAGGCAAGCCCCCCACAGGCGCUCUUAAAAGCCCCUCUGAAUCAGCAGUAACAGCAAAGGCCAGCGAAGGCUGUCAGGGUGACUUGCUGAGACAGGAACAAAGCCCUAGCCCAAGCCAGGCUACCCCUGGUGACUCUGGACAGGGGUGCUCACAAAGUGAUUCCUCAGUUCUUGGCCUCAGUGAACCUUGUCUGAGUACAAGCAGACUCUGUCCAAAAGAUGAAGUGUCAGAUGGUGUCUCUGUUCAGGGUUCAAGGCCAAACUCUCAGAGACAGAAUGCUGUUGAAAGUGACCUGAAUGCCAGUAUCCCAGAGCCUGCCAGUAAGGGACUAGAACUAAGUCAGACUAAAACAAAAGGAAGUGACUUUUUCAUUGAUGACUCUAAACCAACCAAUGCAGAUGACGUUGGCACUUUGACCUCUAAGAGCAAAAAGCCACUCUCACUGGAAGAUAGCAGCACCAAGAGUACAUUACCUGUGUCAGUACCUAAAAGUACCAGUGACAGAGAUGCCCGGUCCUUCCCAAAAGCCAUGGACUUUGAUGGGAAACCAGGUUGUGACUCUGAAUAUAAUAGCACUUUGGAAAAUAGUUCUGAUAUUCAGGAUAGCAGUGAAGAAGAUAUGAUUGUUCAGAAUAGCAAUGAAUGUACCUCUGAGGAGUUCGUAACUCCAGACCAAGGCAUGGGGAGUGUGGAGCCUUCAAAAUGUGAGUUAGUUCCUAAAUCCACUGAAAAUUGUGAAGAUAAACUACAGGGUAAGGUAACUGAAGCAAAUGGUAAAAGAACAGGUCAGCACCAAAAGCCUGAUGAGAGACCAGUUAACAAAUGCACUGACCAAAUUAGCCUAAAACAUGCCACCGACAAAAGGAAUAAUGAAAAUCGAGAGUCUGAAAAGAAAGGACAGAAGGCAAAUAAAUUACAAAUAAAUGGCAAAGAUAGCAAAGCUAAGGGGUACCUCAAGGGGCAGUGCAUGAAGGACGGCUCUGAAGGUAAAGUUGUGAGUGGUACUGUUGAACCAAAGGUCAAUAAUAUCAAUAAAGUCAUCUCUGGAAAUGUCAAGUCUCUUACUGUUAAAGAAUCUGCUGUGAAGCCGUUCGUUAACGGUGACAUUAUCAUGGAAGAUUUCAAUGAGCAAAACUGUUCAGAAACCAACUUGCAUUCACUGAGCUCUUCAGAUGCCAAAGGUAAUCACCAAGACAGCCUCCAUACCCUACCGUCCACCAAAGAGUCAGACAGUACCCAGGUAAUCAUACCCCCAGCCCCUUGUCCAGAAAGUAAUUCAUUUAAUCAGGUGGAAGAUAUGGAAACGGAGAGUCCAGAGGUUAAGAAGGUUACGCCAUCUCCUGUUACUUGUGGAGAGGUGUCUAACCUUAAUAAUGACUUCCUGGAUGAAAAUGGUCUGCCCUCCAGCAAAGACGAGAAUGUCAAUGGAGAGUCCAAAAGGAAAACAAUCAUCACAGAAGUUACCACGAUGACAUCCACAGUUGCCACAGAAUCAAAAACUGUCAUUAAGGUAGCAAAAGGCGACAAGCAAACUGUGGUUUCUUCCACAGAAAAUUGUGCCAGAUCCACUGUCACAACUACCACUACCACGGUGACAAAGCUCUCCACACCCUGCCCAGAAAGCGGUAUGGACACCAUCUCUGUAAAGGAGCAGAGCAAAACCGUGGUCACAACGACAGUGACGGACUCCCUAACCACUGCAGGAAGCACGCUGGUGACAUCUAUGACAGUGAGCAAAGAAUACUCCACAAGAGACAAGGUGAAACUGAUGAAGUUCUCAAGACCCAAGAAGACCCGCUCAGGGACAGCCCUGCCAUCCUAUAGGAAGUUUGUUACCAAGAGCAGCAAAAAGAGCAUUUUUGUGCUGCCUAAUGAUGACUUGAAAAAGCUGGCCAGAAAAGGAGGGAUCCGGGAAGUCCCUUACUUUAAUUAUAAUGCAAAGCCUGCCUUGGACAUAUGGCCAUACCCUUCUCCUAGGCCAACCUUUGGUAUCACGUGGAGGUAUAGACUUCAGACGGUAAAAUCCUUAGCAGGAGUGAGCCUGAUGUUACGGUUACUGUGGGCCAGUUUGAGAUGGGAUGACAUGGCAGCCAAGGCUCCUCCAGGAGGAGGGACUACACGGACAGAAACAUCUGAGACUGAAAUCACAACCACAGAGAUAAUUAAGAGGCGUGACGUGGGUCCUUACGGCAUUCGUUCUGAGUACUGUAUCAGGAAGAUCAUUUGCCCCAUUGGAGUUCCAGAAGCACCAAAGGAAACACCCACACCUCAGCGGAAAGGCCUUCGGUCAAGUGCACUGCGGCCAAAGAGACCCGACACGCCCAAGCAGACCGGCCCUGUUAUUAUUGAAACCUGGGUGGCAGAAGAGGAGUUGGAGCUCUGGGAGAUCAGGGCUUUUGCUGAGAGAGUGGAGAAAGAGAAGGCUCAAGCGGUGGAGCAGCAGGCAAAGAAACGUUUGGAGCAGCAGAAACCUGCAGCCAUUGCGGCAUCUACCACAUCCCCAGCAAACAGCACAAGCAGCACCGUCUCACCAGCUCAGAAAGUGAUGGUGGCUCCCAUAAGUGGCUCAGUCACCCCUGGAACAAAGAUGGUGCUGGCCACCAAAGUUGGGUCUCCUGCCACAGUCACAUUCCAGCAAAACAAGAAUUUCCACCAAACCUUUGCCACGUGGGUGAAGCAAGGCCAGUCCAAUUCAGGCGUGGUCCAGGUACAGCAGAAAGUCCUGGGUAUCAUUCCAUCAACGACAGGUCCGAGUCAGCAAACCUUUACUUCAUUCCAGCCCAGGACUGCAACCGUCACAAUUAGGCCCAAUACCUCAGCCUCUGCGGGAACCACUACUACGUCACAGGUGAUCACGGGGCCUCAGAUCCGUCCCGGUAUGACGGUGAUUAGGACACCACUGCAGCAGUCAACACUAGGAAAGGCCAUCAUUCGCACACCCGUGAUGGUGCAGCCAGGGGCUCCCCAACAAGUGGUGACUCAGAUCAUCCGAGGACAGCCUGUUUCCACUGCCAUUUCUGCUCCAAGUACGACUUCUUCAUCACCUGGGCAAAAAGCUUUAGGUGCAGGAACAGCAGCCGGGGCUCUACAGCCGUCAACGCCACAACCUCCUCGUCCCCAGCAAGGGCAAGUGAAGCUCACCAUGGCUCAGCUCACUCAGUUAACGCAGGGCCAUGGCGGUAACCAAGGCUUAACAGUAGUAAUUCAAGGACAAGGUCAAACUACUGGACAGUUGCAGUUGAUACCUCAGGGGAUGACCGUCCUUCCAGGGCCAGGGCAGCAGCUCAUGCAAGCUGCAAUGCCCAAUGGUACCGUCCAGCGAUUCCUCUUCACCCCGCUGUCAACCACAGCCACGACCAGCAGCAGCACGGCCACUGCCUCCACAGCAGCAGGGUCAGAACAAAAACAGAGUAAAUUGUCACCCCAGACCCAGGUCCAACCAGCCACAACCCUGGCGCCAGCUCAGUCUUCAAGUGUGAGUCCUGCAGAAGCCCGGCCACAGACUCCUCAGCCUGCCACACAGCCCCAGCCCCAGCCCCAGCCCCCAGCUCAGCCUGAAGUCCAGCCCCAGCCAGCUGUCUCGUCCCAUGUCCCUUCUGAAGCACAGCCCUCCCAGGCACAGUCAUCUAAACUCCAGCAACAGUGUCAGCCUCAGAGCUGUGUCCAAGGACAGUCUCCUGUUCGUGCCCAGAGCCCACCACUGACUGGAAUACGUCCAUCAGCUCCAUCCCAAGUGACCCCUGGACCGCAGCCGCAGGUUCAGACUGCAGCCUCACAGGUGGCUUCAGGCCCACCCUCCACCUCUCUGCAGACGCCUGCACAAGGCCAGCCACAGUCACAGCCCCAGGUACAGUCUUCAACUCAAACUCUUUCUCCAGGACAGACAUUCAGUCAAGUUACUGUCUCGUCCCCAUGCUGUCCUCAGCUACAAACACAGCAGCUGCAGCCCCAAGUCAUUACUGUGCCUGAGCUCCAGCAAGUCCAGGCUCUCUGUCAGAUCCAGUCCCAGGUUGUGGCUCAGAUACAGGCUCAGCAAGGUGGUGGUGUGCCCCAGCAGAUCCAGCCGCAGUUACCCAUUCAAGUUCAGCAAAGCAGUGCUGUGCAGACCGAGCAUGUUCAGAGUGUGGUCACAGUGCAGGCAGCCAGUGUGCAAGAGCAGUUGCAGAGGGUUCAGCAUCUCAGGGAUCAGCAGCAAAAGAAGAAGCAGCAGAUAGAGAUUGAGCGUGAACACACCCUCCAAGCUUCUGCCCAAAGGGAAAUCAUUCAGAAACAGGUGGUGAUGAAGCAUAAUGCUGUAAUAGAACAUUUAAAACAGAAAAAGACCAUGACUCCAGCUGAAAGAGAAGAAAAUCAAAGAAUGAUUGUGUGUAACCAGGUGAUGAAGUACAUUCUGGAUAAGAUAGACAAAGAAGAGAGACAGGCGGCAAAGAAACGCAAGCGCGAGGAGAGCGUGGAGCAGAAGCGGAGCAAGCAGAACGCCAGCAAGCUCUCUGCUCUGCUCUUCAAACACAAGGAGCAGCUCAAGGCCGAGAUCCUGAGAAAGAGGGCACUGCUGGACAAGGAGCUGCAGAUCCAGGUGCAGGAAGAGCUGAAGAGAGACCUGAAAAUGAAGAGAGAGAGAGACAUGGCACAGGCUGUACAGGUCAGUGCUGCUGCAUCACCCACACCCUCAGUGCCAGCGCCAGCGCCAGCGCCGCCACCGGCAGCCCCGCCGGCUCCUCCUCCUUCACCUCCCUUGGCACACGGUCUGCCAUCUGCGGGCCACCCCACAGCCCCACUGCCCGCCGCUUCCCAGAAGAGGAAGCGGGAGGAGGAGAAGGACUCCAAGUCCAAAAAGAAGAAGAUGAUCUCCACCACCUCCAAGGAGGCCAAGAAAGACACCAGGCUGUACUGCAUCUGCAAGACGCCCUACGACGAGUCCAAGUUCUAUAUUGGCUGUGAUCUUUGUACUAACUGGUAUCAUGGAGAAUGUGUUGGCAUCACAGAAAAGGAGGCUAAGAAAAUGGAUGUGUACAUCUGUAAUGAUUGUAAGCGGGCACAAGAGGGCAGCAGUGAGGAAUUGUACUGUAUCUGCAGGACACCUUAUGAUGAGUCACAAUUUUAUAUUGGCUGCGAUCGAUGUCAGAAUUGGUACCACGGGCGCUGUGUUGGCAUCUUGCAAAGUGAGGCAGAGCUCAUUGAUGAGUAUGUCUGUCCACAGUGCCAGUCGACAGAAGAUGCCAUGACGGUGCUCACACCACUGACAGAGAAAGACUAUGAGGGUUUGAAGAGGGUGCUGCGCUCCCUACAGGCCCAUAAGAUGGCUUGGCCUUUCCUUGAGCCGGUAGACCCCAAUGAUGCACCAGACUAUUACGGUGUUAUUAAAGAGCCAAUGGACCUUGCCACCAUGGAAGAAAGAAUACAAAAACGGUAUUAUGAAAAACUGACUGAGUUUGUGGCAGAUAUGACCAAAAUUUUUGAUAACUGCCGUUACUACAAUCCCAGUGACUCCCCCUUUUACCAAUGUGCAGAAGUUCUUGAGUCAUUCUUUGUACAGAAACUGAAAGGAUUCAAGGCUAGCAGGUCUCAUAACAACAAGCUGCAGUCUACAGCUCCUUAGAGCUCAGCGUGUCACCUAAGCGAGACACAGCGAGAGGCUGGUGGCCUGAACUAUUUAAGUUAAAGCCACAUGUUUUCAGUCAGGCUAUCCCGACAAGGCUUGACCAUAACCUCGUUCCUAUUGGUCACAACAGUCCAAUUGUAUUCUUGGCCAGUUUUGUCCAACGGACAAAGGAAAAGCAAAGUCAACGGCACCAUUGUCUUGUCGAGAGCAAAUGGCUUUACCAAUGUGGCAGAAGCAGGAAACUUUUGUUUAUUGAAAAAAAAAAAAAAAAAAAGAAAAAGCAAGAAAAAAAAAAGAUGCUAUGGGGUCAAGUGUAACUCCGUGGGUGCCACGCCUGCUCUUCAGUGAAGAAGCUGCUUAGAGUCUCUCAGAAAACUUUUUGACUGUAUUUAUUUAUUGUUGCAAAAAAGACGCUUUUUUAUUGCUGCCCUCAUUUGUCAGCUAAUUAUUUUUUCUUAUAAAAUCCAGCCCUGGUUACGUGUAUCCAUCUAUAUCUUAUCAUGAUUCCUGUAGGUGAAGUACAAGGCGACCUCUAGAUGUCUUUUCUUUCUAUGAAAGGAGCUGCUAUGUACACAUGUGCACACACAACUGGGAAUCAACAAUGAGUUUAUUGUUCAUGGUAGACACAGAUGAAGCUUGCAGGAAGGCUGGGAUAAGUAAGUGGUCCUGGACUACAGACUCCGUUGCCUUGAAUACACCAGUACAAACUGUCAUUUACUCUGCACCAGGCUAAAUGAGCAAAAUCUAUUUGAAGGUAUCUUGUUUGUAAACAUUUGUCAGAUUCUAAUUUUUUUCUUUUUGUAUGAAAAUUCAACUAUGGAUGUAUAUGAAUCGAAAUAAAUGGAGAUAAUUUUUCUCCCACA
Molecule: messenger RNA, 10423 nt
Organism: Phodopus roborovskii (desert hamster)
Lineage: Eukaryota; Metazoa; Chordata; Mammalia; Rodentia; Cricetidae
Gene: Bptf
Product: bromodomain PHD finger transcription factor
Exons: 31
Coding region: 285-9557 (3090 amino acids)
Biological process (GO): regulation of transcription by RNA polymerase II
Cellular component (GO): NURF complex
Molecular function (GO): RNA polymerase II cis-regulatory region sequence-specific DNA binding
Source: RefSeq, a predicted model, not a curated record